Trichogramma pretiosum is the source of this 429-nucleotide messenger RNA. RefSeq lists its product as uncharacterized. Bases 1 to 429 code for a protein of 142 amino acids. The record is from RefSeq and is a predicted model, not a curated record. Gene Ontology annotation, molecular function: olfactory receptor activity; odorant binding. Gene Ontology annotation, biological process: detection of chemical stimulus involved in sensory perception of smell; sensory perception of smell. NCBI's taxonomy places the organism in Eukaryota, Metazoa, Arthropoda, Insecta, Hymenoptera, Trichogrammatidae. The transcript is spliced from 5 exons. Gene Ontology annotation, cellular component: plasma membrane.
AUGAGGUUCUGUGACAAGAUCCAAUAUAUUGGUAGCAAAUUAUUAAUGGUAACUUCAAUUUACGUCUUCGUUGGCCUAAGUUUCACAGGAACCCUGAUACUAUUCUCAUUGAGCGUAAAAAACUAUGCUCUCUUAGUUGAGAUGAUAAUUUCAUUUUUUGUGGUUAUAAUUAUGGCAUUUUUAAUAUCUCAUUUCGGACAAAUAGUUAUCAAUGCCAGCGACGAUAUAUUUUAUAAUUGUUACUUCUGCGGAUGGUACAAAUUUCCUUCAAACGCUAAACCGUACGUAAUAAUGAUGAUGGUUCGAGCACUCAGCCCUUAUGAAUUUAAUUCAGGUCCGUUUACGGUGCUCAAACUGAAUUAUGAAAAUUUUAAUACAAUUGUCAACACCGCAGUACCUUACAUGACGGUCAUGGCUUCUCUUAUGUAA